Molecule: messenger RNA, 503 nt
Organism: Syngnathoides biaculeatus (alligator pipefish)
Lineage: Eukaryota; Metazoa; Chordata; Actinopteri; Syngnathiformes; Syngnathidae
Gene: ndufa7
Product: NADH:ubiquinone oxidoreductase subunit A7
Exons: 4
Coding region: 73-399 (108 amino acids)
Biological process (GO): mitochondrial electron transport, NADH to ubiquinone; ATP synthesis coupled electron transport
Cellular component (GO): mitochondrial inner membrane
Source: RefSeq, a predicted model, not a curated record
CAGGCAGCGGUAGUGCGUUCCGAAACGCCGUUACGAGACAGAAGAAGUCGUGUGUCCUUCAUAACAUCAAACAUGGCGACUGCCACAAAAAUUAUUCAAAGCCUUCGAAAUUUUCUAUCCGGGCGUGACCUACAGAGUAAACUUCAGCUGCGUUAUGGAGAGAUAUCAAAGAGGACGCAACCACCACCUAAACUGGCUGUGGGGCCAAGCCACAAGUUUGCUGACAACUACUAUUUCACCAGAGAUGGACGCAGGGAAUCCUUGCCCCCGACAGUUGUCAUGUCCUCACAGAAGGCGCUGAUGCCUGGCAGUCAAGCAGUUGCACCAGCAAAGCCUCCAGUGACUCCUGGUGAAGUGUACAAGCAACCAGAGCUCUCCACAGACCAGCCGUACCUCUGAGCUUGAACCAAAAACGCAUCCAUCCCCAGAAUGACCUCCAGGAAUCUGAUCGGUCUUACGGUUGUACAUUAGAAAGGCAAUAAAUAAAACUCAUUCAAUAUUUA